Fulvia fulva is the source of this 2337-nucleotide messenger RNA. RefSeq names its product putative metal-nicotianamine transporter. The record is from RefSeq and is a predicted model, not a curated record. Gene Ontology annotation, molecular function: oligopeptide transmembrane transporter activity. The transcript is spliced from 3 exons. Gene Ontology annotation, cellular component: fungal-type vacuole membrane. Bases 1 to 2337 code for a protein of 778 amino acids. NCBI's taxonomy places the organism in Eukaryota, Fungi, Ascomycota, Dothideomycetes, Mycosphaerellales, Mycosphaerellaceae.
AUGGCGAACGUCAACGAGAUUGUGGAGCGUCAGAUCCAGCCCAUGGGCAACAUCAACCCGGAUGUGCCGCCAUUGACCGAGAAGCAGAAUGUCUUCAAUGUACACCAUGCCCCGGAAGACAGCACCACGCAUGGCACUCCAGAGUACACCGGCGAUGGCUCUGCGAAGGAAUUCGAGAAGACUGCCACGUAUGUCGGCGAAAUGGAGGAGACCGACCUCAAAGAAGGUCUCGAAGAGGAGCUGGAACAGGAUCCCUUCAAGCCCUUUGACAACCUACCGGAAGAGCGACAGUCGAUUGUCACCAUCCGAGCCAUGUUGAUCGGUGUUGUCUGCGGUGCGCUGGUGAAUGCUUCCAACGUCUACCUUGGUCUCAAGACUGGUUGGACUUUCGGUGCUUCGCUGUUCGGUGCCAUCAUCGGUUUCGCUGUACUCAAGCCACUAGGCAGAGCACUUCCAGCCAACUUUCCUAUCCUUGGAGGCGACUUUGGUCCUCGCGAGAACAACAUCGUCCAGACUGCAGCCACUGCCGCCGGUGGCCUGUCGAGUGUGUUCAUCUCCGGUAUUCCAGCACUCUACCAAUUGGGACUUCUCAACACACCAAGGGAAGACUUCCCACGUCUCAUCACCUUGACCAUCGUCGGUGGCUACUUCGGUUUCCUGAUGUCGACACCACUGCGAAAGUUCUUCAUCAUCUACGUCGCACGCGAGCUGAAGUUGAUAUUCCCAACUCCUUCCGCGACUGCAAUGACCAUCCGUGCCAUGCACUUGGCAGCUGGUGGUGAGGCGAUCGCAAAGAUGAAGAUGCGAGCUCUCAGCAUUGCAUUCUCUGCUGCACUCGUGCUCCGUGUCGUGUCCCAGUAUGCCAUCGGCAUCCUGUGGGAUUGGCACAUCUUCACCUGGUUCUUCAUCUGGGGCAACUACAACAACGCCGCCAUCAACGUCGAGAACUGGGGCUGGAUGAUCGAGUGGACUCCAGCUUUCAUCGGGGCUGGCAUGCUUGUCGGUCUUAACACUGCCAUCUCCUUCUACGCUGGCUCCAUCUUGGCCUGGGGCAUCAUCGGUCCAUCUCUCGUCAACCAGGGCGCAGCAUUCGGCAUGGCACUGGUUCCAGAUGACCCACACUGGGGCGGCUACGUCUCAUUCGCAUCGCUCGGCACGGCAGCCUCCACGAAGGACACUCCUAGCCCACGUUUCUGGCUGCUAUGGCCGGGUGUCCUGCUCAUGAUUGUCGUCUCGUUCGUCGAGCUUGGCCUGCAGUACAAGGUCUUCUUCUACGUCUCCAAGGCCAUCUACCGCGCAUCAUGUGCUGGUAUCGCCGCAGGCAUGAAGAAGAUGGGCAAGCGAUCCGAGAAGCUCGAGCGCAAGGGUGCCCAGACCGAGUCCGUUCUCGUCGAGGACUCUGCUCGCGACGACGAGCUCGUCAAGUGGUACAUGUGGCUCCCAGCCAUCGUCGUCGUCAUCAUCCUUACCUGCGUCGUCAUGGGUGUCCAGUUCGAAAUGCCAGUCGGCAUGAGUCUGCUGUCCAUCUUCCUGGCCUUCUUCUUCUCCCUGCUGGCCGUGCAAUGCGCUGGUGUCACCGACAUCACACCACUCACCGCUGCAUCCAAGGCAUCUCAGAUCGUCCUCGGUGGCGCGACCAAGGGUGAGCACUGGCAAGUCGAGCACGCACAGCGUCUCAACUUGCUCGGUGGCUCUCUCGCCUCCAUUGGUGCCAACCAGGCCUCCGAUCUAGUCGGCGACUUCCGUGUCGGUUUCCUCCUCCGAACUUCGCCAAAGCAGCAAUGGAUCGCACAAGGUCUCGGAACGAUCGUGGCUUGCUUCUUGGCUCCAGCGCUCUUCAUGCUCUUCGCCAAGGCGUACCCAUGUAUCCUCGACAUCAACGCUGAGGUCUGCCCAUUCAGCGCACCAUCCGUCUCUGCGUGGCGUGCUGUUGCUGUCGCCAUGACCGAUCCAGAGUUCCCGGUCCCUACCAGCUCUGGAAUCUUCGCCAUUUGCUUCUCGAUCUUUGGUGCUGCUAUGAUUUUCGUCAGGCAUUAUGCGUACCGCGGCACUUGGGAGAAGUACCGCGUGUACCACCCCAACAUGAUGUGCAUUGGUCUUGCAUUCGUGCUGCCACAGACCUACUACGGCCUUGCUAUGAUCAUCGGUGCAUUGCCAUGUUUUUACUGGGCGAAGAAGAACCCCAAAUCUUUCGACAUCUACGGCUACGCCAUCGCCGCCGGUCUCAUCGCAGGCGAGGGUAUCGGCGGUGUCAUCAACGCCGUCUUCCAGGUGGCAGGUAUCGCCGGUCCAUCGCCGUACGGCACAAACGUUGCGUGCCCAGCGAACUCUUGCUAG